This is a messenger RNA of Plenodomus lingam JN3, 924 nucleotides long. RefSeq lists its product as uncharacterized. NCBI's taxonomy places the organism in Eukaryota, Fungi, Ascomycota, Dothideomycetes, Pleosporales, Leptosphaeriaceae. The record is from RefSeq and is a predicted model, not a curated record.
AUGAGGCCGUCACAAAUCCUCGCCGCCGUCGUGGCCAUGUCAUCCGUCACGAAUGCCAUGCAGGUGUCGGAUGUAUUGGGCAAUAUCAACGGACUGUCAAACGUCAAGGAGAUUCUACUCGGCCGACAGAACAACAAUGAGAAUAACAACAAUAACAACGAAGAGCCACAACGUCCCCAAGCCACAACACCACCAGAGAACAACAACAAUAACAAUAAUAACAACAACCAAGACCAAAACCAAAACCAAAACCAAGACCAGAACAAAGACCAGAACAAAGACCAGAACCAAGACCAAAACCAAAACAACAAUAACAACAACAACAACGGUGACAGACCGGCAGAGAAGAGUGACCGUCCCCAAAGCAGCAGAACCGGUCGACCAAAGCCUACGAGUUUCGACCCACGCCUGCCCGCUGGAGGUGUUUCAAUGAUUACGCCAGCUGCCACCCUUGGCGAGCCAUUUUACAAGGUCGGCGACUGGGUGACGUUUGCUUGGAAUUUCACUUCGCUCUCCGUAACGCCAAAAAACAUUGAUGUCAUGGCCACAUGCACUGCAAACCAGGCUACCUACACCAUUGCCGUGAAUAUGUCUGCCUCGGAGACCGAAGUCUUCUGGAACACGGGGGAGACGCCAGAAGGCCAGGCACCCUUCUUGACCAACAAGUACACCCUUUUGAUCUACGACUCCAAUUCCAGCGUCAGCGCGGCUCCUCAAGCUGGUUACCUAGCACCAUUCAGCGGCCUCACCUUUGGCAUGUACACACCGCAGCCGUACGUGGACUACCAUGAUGGCUGGACAUGUCCAAACUGCAAUGGCGCGCUAUCCCAAUUCGAGAGGAUGACUAUCAGUGCACUCUUGAUGACGACCGGAACCACCAUUGGCUCGCUCAUCUACUUCACCUAUGCCUUCGGCCUGUGGUAG